AUGGCUGUGAAGCAGCGCCAUGGCCUCCUGCUCGCUGCACUGGCUGCUCUCAUGCUCUCAGGUGCUCUCCUGCUCAGGUGCUCUCCUGCUCAGGUGCUCUCCUGCUCAGGUGCUCUCCUGCUCAGGUGCUCUCCUGCUCAGCCUUGCCUCCCUUCCCUCCGCAUCCCAUUUGCCGCAUUCCCUCCCUCGUUCAGCGAGGCGUUGCCAUUCUCCUCCCGUUAUUUCCCCCGCCCGCUCACAGCCUGUACUCCCAGGGCUGCUGCCGCCCGCCCGCCAGCUACCAGUGCCGCCCCAGACCAUGUCUCUGUUCUUCUGUUCCUCUUUGUUCCUUCUGGAAAUGACCCGCCAGACUCGUGUGUGCAGCGCAACUGCGGCGCCAAUGCAGUGUGCGUGAAGGAGAGGGGCAACGCCACCUGCAUCUGCAACCUUGGGUUCGCCAUGACCCCUAAAGGCUACACAUGUGUGCUCAAGAAGUGUGGAGGCAACGGCACGUGCAUCAAGGACAGCACUGGAGUGGCCUCCUGUGUUUGUGACGUGGGCUUUGUUCUUAAAACCGACAAUAGGACAUGCACUGACACAUGUGUGCUCAAGAGGUGUGGUGGUAACGGCACGUGCACUAAGGACAACGCUGGAGUGGCUUCCUGUAUUUGUGACGUGGGCUUUGUUCUUAAAACCGACAACAGGACAUGCACCGACACAUGUGUGCUCAAGAGGUGUGGUGGCAACGGCACGUGCACCAAGGACAGCGCUGGAGUGGCCUCCUGCGUUUGUGACGUGGGCUUUGUUCUUCGAACCGACGGCAGGACAUGCACUGACACAUGUGUUCUCAAGGCGUGUGGUGGCAACGGCACAUGCACCAAGGACAGUGCUGGAGUGGACUCCUGUGUUUGUGACGCUGGAUUUGUUCUUCAAACUGACGGCAGGACAUGCACUGACACAUGUGUGCUCAAGCGGUGUGGUGGCAACGCCACGUGCGUCAAGAGCGUUGCAGGGGUGGCGUCCUGUGUGUGUGACUCUGGCUUCGAGAUACAGCCUGAUGGCACCACAUGCACUGGUAUGUGCGAUGCCAUGUGCGAUGUGAUGUGCCAUGCCAUGUGCGAUGCCAUGUGCGAUGCCAUGUGUGAUGCCAUGUGCGAUGCCAUGUGCUGUGCCAUGUGCCGUGCCAUGUGCGAUGCCAUGUGCCGUGCCAUGUGCGUUGCCAUGUGCGUUGCCAUGUGCGAUGCCAUGUGCCGUGCCAUGUGCGUUGCCAUGUGCAUUGCCAUGUGCGUUGCCAUGUGCGAUGCCACGUCCUAUACCAUGUGCGACAACGUGAAAUCUCAAUCUCCCUUCCUCGCCUCUCCAGAAACAUGUGCACUCAAGGCCUGUGGAGGCAACGGCACGUGCACAAAAGACAGCGCUGGAGUGGCCUCCUGUGUUUGUGAUGCUGGCUUUGUUCUUCAAACCGACGGCAAAACAUGCACUGCACCUACCACGUGUGGGGUCUGCCCUGCAGGGGCCAGCUGCAUUCCAGUUGCGUACAGCACGGCCGCCUACUGCCUCUGCCCUCCCGGUUCUGGCAUGACCGCCGUUGGUUGCGUCCUAGACGCCACCCCCACCGUCUCCACGACAAGCUUCACCUUCUACACGCUCCCAAACUACGGCGUAACGCCAGCCACCUACACGAUGCGCCUCACCUACAACGGCUGCACCAACCUCACAGCCUCCAGUGCAUCGGACGUCCAGUCGUAUGGCAGCGUGCAGAACGCCCCUGGAGGCAGUUCCCUUGAUGUUGCCUCCUCUCUCACAGAGAAAUGCGCUCUCAACAGCUGCGGGGCAAACGGCAAGUGCGUUCAGGACAGUGCAGGAGUGGCCUUCUGUGUUUGUGACGCCGGCUAUGUUCUGCAGACCGACGGCAGGACGUGCGCUGUGGGCUGUGGGACCAAGAUCUGCGAUCCCACGACUGACUGCGUGAUGGACGCUGCAGGCGGUGCGUCCUGCGUGUGCAAGGCCGGCUACAAGAUGAACUCCGGCAUUUGCGUCGGCCCCGCCACAUGUGGGAACUGCCCUACUGGAGCCACGUGCGCUCUUGCUUUCGGCCAGAUGCCAUACUGCAUCUGCCCUCCCGGCUAUGGCAUGACCAGCACUGGUUGCAUCAGCGGCGCCGCCCCCACGGUCUCUGAUACAAGCAUGACCUUCUACGACCAGAGCAACUACACCAUCACUCCCACCACCUACACCAUGCGCCUCGAAUACAACGGCUGCACCACCAUUCCCUCCUCAGUUUCCUCAAAAAUCCGGUCGACUUGGAGCGUACAGAAGGUGUCCGGAGGGGUGGGGAACUGCAUUUCUGUGAAUUAUUACACCCAGGAGGGGUGCGUUGGAACGUACACUUCGUUCCCUUCCUCUGGUGGAUCUGGAAUGAGUGGCUCCGGUUACACAAACUACCCUAGAUACCCGUACCGCUCUUUCACUUGCGCUCAUUAA
This is a messenger RNA of Closterium sp. NIES-65, 2463 nucleotides long. Lineage: Eukaryota; Viridiplantae; Streptophyta; Zygnematophyceae; Desmidiales; Closteriaceae. The record is from the annotation of a GenBank genome assembly.